AUUUGUGUGUGUGGGUGAUAGUAUGUUUGGAAGGAGGGUCCUACACAAACAGGUGCAGCCCAUCACUGUUCUAUUCCAUCUCUAUCACCUUUAUAAGGAGACUGCCUAAAAGCCUUACUGCCAGAGCUCGCAGCCGUCCUUCAGGAGCGUUCGUCCCAGGUGGUCCUGUCGCACAGCUAUGGCUAGCAACCUUGCUGUUGAUGCAGCGCUGACAGUCGGUACUGAAGUUGCUGGACUUAUUCCAACACAUCGCCAAUGCUCCGUUCUGAUGACAAAUAAAUGCUCUAACUACUCUCUGUGUAACCUCAGUUUACACAGUGACAGUGGCUCCUGCACUGAACCUUUGCCGCUUACCAUUGACCCAUCUAAAACUGGGAAUGCUCUGUUCACCAAGACUCCCAACACGGCUCGAGGAGCUGUUGGCGUCUUCACUUACAACCUCCUCAACCAAUCUACAAAUGCAUCCACUGAGAAGAUAGCUGUCAUGUUCUCUGUGCCCUAUGAUUACAACCUGUACUCCAACUGGUUUGCAGUGGGAAUCUUUGAUAAGAGUGUGUUAUGUGAUCGUGAUCUUUAUUAUCGGAUGUACAACAACACAGGCACAUUUGACAGGAAAAAAGCGGGCCAAAAUAUUGAGUACAAGAAAGAUAAUGUCACCAUCACAGCAAUGAUGACUGACACUUUCCAACCUGUCCUGCAGGUGGAGGUCAAAGACAACUGAAAUUAGAGCAGUGCUGAAAUGUCUCCUGCUGUCACCCAGUGGCUGAUGGCAAGAAUGGAUUUAUAUGUCUAUUUUGCCUUAUAGCAUUUCAUUGCUUCUGUGUCAUUGAAACUGUAAUAUAUAGUAACUAUUGUAGAGCAGAAGAUGGUAAAAAACAUAACUCAUGGUAACACAGGCAUUGUUUUGAACAUUGUGUCAAAAUGUCAAUAAAUUUGCAAAGUCA
Messenger RNA from Dicentrarchus labrax (European seabass), 944 nucleotides. RefSeq lists its product as uncharacterized. Bases 179 to 721 code for a protein of 180 amino acids. Gene Ontology annotation, molecular function: channel activity. Lineage: Eukaryota; Metazoa; Chordata; Actinopteri; Moronidae. Gene Ontology annotation, biological process: pore complex assembly; monoatomic cation transport; cytolysis in another organism. The record is from RefSeq and is a predicted model, not a curated record. Gene Ontology annotation, cellular component: pore complex. The transcript has 3 exons.